CAGCAGCAGCAGUCAGUCACACGGACUCGAGUCACAUCUCUGAGCCGUGGAGAUUCUCGUUAAGUCGCUUUGUGUAUUUACAGCCACGGCUGCGAAAAACGACUAGACAGAAUGGCCACGAACUGCUCUUCUCGAAUCACAGCCUUUUGUUGAUGAGAGGGCGGAAACGCGAGUAAAACAGACAGAAGAGAAAGAAAAACAGACGAGGAGCGCGAGAAGGCCGAACCCAUCGAGGGAGCGCGAGAGCAGCCUAGUUUCUCACGCUACAGGCGCUCAAGUGGAUUUGCGGCUCAAACCGACGAGGACGAAAACACGACCGUAGCAAACCGUACAUGUGGAUUAUUCGCGGAAAUUUCUUAAUUUCUUUCUCCUCAGAAACUACAUAAACGUCCGGUAACGAUAGACCUUCACCUUCCACGGAGAGGUCGGUGACUGCCAGGACUCAACGCCCCAUGAUGCACAGUGUUUGUGACAAGACCACACCCACUUUUAGUGUGUAGAGGAAGUUGCAUCGUCAGCAUGUCCUCGCACCCUCAGCCAGUGCCUCAGGGUCGGAGGGCUGUGGACGCUCGUCACCUUCCCAGUUCCGCCACCCUUCCUCUGCAGCUGAGAGCCCAUACGGAUGUUGGUGGACUGGUAGACUACCAUCCUCACGCUCGGAACUAUGGUUCCCAUUUGCCCCAUGGAUCCCUGGCCCACCCUCACCGCCGCAGACCAUCCCUUCUGUCUGAAUUUCAACCAGGCAGUGAAAGAGGUCAAGAGCCCCACAUCCGAUAUGAACACAUUUACCUACAGGAUCCCAGCAGCCAAUCAGAAGUGGUGUACUCCGAGAUGAAGCGCCCUCGCUUGGAAAUCGGGGCGGAUUCUCUUAUUCGUCACUCAACCCAUCGUCAGUCCCUUAAUGUGUGUGGAGCUGAGGAAAUGGCAAAGGGGCACAGCAGCAACAGCAGUUCCAUUGGAAAGAUUGAGCCCAUUUCUCCUGUGAGCCCAGUGCCCAUGGAGCCCGACCUGGACUUGGUUCCCUCUCGCCUCUCCAAAGAGGAGCUAAUCCAGAACAUGGACCGUGUGGAUCGGGAGAUCACCAUGGUGGAGCAGCAGAUCUGUAAACUGCGUAAAAAACAGCAACAACUGGAGGAAGAAGCUGCAAAACCCCAGGAGCCAGAGCGCACCAUCUCACCUCCACCCAGUGAAGCCAAACACCGCAGCCUUGUCCAGAUCAUCUAUGAUGAAAACAGAAAAAAGGCAGAGGAGGCUCACCGGAUCCUGGAGGGACUCGGACCCCGAGUGGAGCUGCCUUUAUACAACCAGCCGUCUGAUACCAAGCAGUACCAUGAGAACAUCAAGAUAAAUCAGGCAAUGAGGAAGAAGCUCAUUCUGUAUUUCAAAAGAAGAAAUCAUGCUCGCAAACAGUGGGAACAGAAAUUCUGCCAGCGCUACGACCAGCUAAUGGAGGCCUGGGAGAAGAAAGUUGAGCGCAUUGAGAAUAACCCACGUCGCAGAGCCAAAGAGAGCAAAGUGCGGGAGUAUUACGAAAAGCAGUUUCCUGAGAUCCGCAAACAGAGAGAGCUGCAGGAGCGUAUGCAGAAUAGAGUGGCUCAGCGAGGUGGGGGUUUGGCCUCAGCAGCUCGCAGUGAACAUGAGGUUUCUGAGAUCAUCGACGGCAUCUCAGAGCAAGAGAACACAGAGAAGCAGAUGCGUCAGUUAGCUGUGAUUCCUCCCAUGCUGUUUGAUGCCGAGCAGCAGAGAAUAAAGUUUAUCAACAUGAAUGGGCUGAUGGACGAUCCCAUGAAGGUCUACAAAGAUAGACAGGUCAUGAACAUGUGGAGUGAACAGGAGAAGGACACUUUCCGUGAGAAGUUUAUCCAGCACCCAAAAAACUUUGGCCUGAUAGCCUCCUUUCUGGAGAGAAAGACGGUGGCUGAGUGUGUCCUGUUCUACUACCUGACUAAGAAGAAUGAGAACUACAAGAACAUUGUUCGCAGGAGCUACCGUCGCCGAGGCAGGAGCCAGAAUAACCAACAGACACAGCAACAGCUGAACCGCAACAACCAGGAGGAGAAAGACGACAAGGAGAGAGAGAAAGAGGGAGACCGCGAGGAGGACAAAGCAGAGGGAGAUGAGAAAGAGGAUGGCAUGAAAUUCUGUGCUCUUGAAACCCAUCAUAAAAACAAGAAUAUACUCGAAUUGAGAGAUGACACCUCUGGUGAGGACGGGGAGGAGAAAGAGCCUCCUGUAACCGCUAAAGGCCGGCGCACUGCAAACAGCCGAGGACACCGGAAAGGACGAGUCACUCGCUCUAUGACCAAUGAGCAGGAAGAAAACACUUCACCGCUAAGCAGUGAGCUGGCAAACCUGGAGAUGAAUGAAAGUUCUCGUUGGACUGAAGAGGAGAUGGAGACCGCAAAGAAAGGUCUGCUCCAGUAUGGCAGAAAUUGGUCCGCAAUCGCCAAGAUGGUGGGCUCCAAAACAGUCUCCCAGUGCAAGAACUUCUACUUUAACUACAAGAAGAGACAGAAACUGGAUGAGAUUCUGCAACAGCAUAAAAUAAAAUCGGAGAAAGAGCGUAAGGCCAGACGCAAAGGUAAAGCUCUUCAGAACGAGGAGGCCAGCGCUCCAUCUGCUGAAGAGGAGAUGGAGGGAUCGGGAGUCAGUGGCAAUGAGGAGGAGGCUCAGGAGGAUGGAGAGGGUGGAGCUAAUAACAGCUCAGACACCGAGAGCCUCCCUUCCCCACACUCCUCAGAUGACAGCAAGGUCAAAGAAGAGGGGUCGGCAUGGCCCAAAACUGCAACCAAUGCCACUUCCUCCUCAUCCUCCAUGGACAAGGACACGGCAGCUAUGGAGACGGGGCCGGAAGAAAAGCCAAAAAUGGAGAAAGGAGAAGGGGAGCAGGGAGGAGUGAAGCAGGAAGUAAAGACUGAACCGGGGGAGUGUGGUAAGGAAGCGACAGGAGAAGAUAGGAAGCCUCCUGCCCUGGAGGUGGAGGAGGGCAAGAAAGAGGUCAAAAAGAAAGAGCAUGGAGGAAAGAGUGGAGCUCAAGACAGUGACUCCAGCGCCACAUGCAGUGCCGAUGAGGUGGAGGAGACGGAAAGCUCAGACAAGAACAGCACAAUGUCUGCUAGGCCAAGUAUGUUGAGUUUCGCCCAUGAUGGAGUGAUCACUUCUCCAGUUCAGAAACCACUGGACAUCAACCAGCUCAAGCAGAGAGCAGCCGUUAUACCUCCCAUAAUGCCAGAGGUGUCGGUAGCAGGACAUGAUAACCGGCCCGGGUUGCUGGGGAAGCAGCAGGCUAUGCCCCACGCUCUUGCACUGUACCAGCAGCAGAUUACCAUGGCACAUGAAUCUUCCCAGGAGGCCAAACAGCAACAAUCACAGCCAACCAAAUCUCAGCAUAACACAGGGGGUGGAGAUUCCAGUAGCCCACGGGUCAGGACUCGCAGCCCUGGUGUCUCUGACAGAGAGAGAGAAGAGCUGGAGGGGAACGAGAGAUGGCUUCAGGCUCUGCUACAUGGAUUACAUAAAUCUCGGGCAUUCUCUCCUCUUGCGGACGGUAAAAAGAUUCCUGGGGCUGAUGAUAUUCGGGCUUUAGGUCUAGGCCGACCAGUGAUGUCACCGUACCAGCUCUCUCCCAGAGACAUGGCCAAAUUCAGCCAUGAACAGCUGCUACACUACAAUCCCUCAUUGGCUCCUUCUCUACAGCCACAGGAGAGAAUGGCUGCAGUGCGGCCUCUCCAAAUCCCAGAACCCCCUCCUCUCAUCUCCUCUGCCAAGCCUGGUGGUUCCAUCACGCAGGGUACUCCAGUGCAAUUGCACAACCUAUCUCAUGGCUCCGACCAUGGAAAAAUCCCAGCACCAGGAUCCCUGGCUCUCUCCUGGAUGGACCAGAGGAAAAUGGGAGGGUUUCCAGUGGUUAAACAGGAGCAGUUAUCUCCACGCGGGGCCGCCUCCUCUCAGGCUGAGAAUCUCUCCUCACAGGACUGCGCUACGUCACGGGGCCCCAUGCCAGCUGUUCAGGGUGGCAGCAUCACGAAGGGCAUCCCUGGCACGCGUGUGCACCAAGAACCUUCCAUGUCAUAUCGAGGAGGUUCUAUCACGCAGGGCACUCCUGCAGAUGUCUUGUACAAGGGCACAAUAACCCGUCUGAUUACUGAGGACAGCCCCAGCAGAGAGAGAAACAGAGAAGACACUCCUUCUAAGGGGCAUGUAGUCUACGAGGGCAUCAGUGGACACAUCCUUUCCUUUGACCGGGGUCCAAAUUCUAAGGAAGAGGCUCGUGGGGACAUGGCUGGGCUGAAGAGGACCUAUGACAUGAUGGAGGUCGGCAUUUCUCGUGUGCCACCCAUCAGAGACUCAAUAUCUGCCACUGAAGGCUUGAUUAGUCGAGCAAUGCCUAACGAGCGCGAUAGUCCUCAUCUGCACCACAUCCGUGGAUCCAUAUCCCAAGGAAUCCCACGGGAUGACUGUCAGCGCCGGGAGGUUAAACAGAUGAAAAGAGAGGGUUCACCAUCACCCCGUGGCCCUGGUCAUCCCACUGACACUCUUAAAUCACGCUCUCACGAGAGUAUGGUGACCACCGUCAAAGAGGGAGGACGCUCCAUCCACCUGAUCCCUCCUGAGGGGGUUGUGAUAGGCAAGCCUAAGGAGGGCUCAAUCACCCAGGGCACCCCUCUGAAACAAGAGCCUGUUGGCUCAUCCAAGCGCCAUGAUGUGCGCUCCAUCAUCGCCAGCUCUCCUCGACCUUACUCUGGACUGUCCGCUCAUCUAGAGCUUAGGCCCGAGCACAGAGGGUCUGACAGGGCCCGCUAUGAUGAGGUAGGGAGCAAAUCCCGACCCAGCGCUGUGGUCAGCACCCCCAGCUCUCUGUCCCGUACCUCUCCAUUGGCACUCAUUGGAGAGCAAAGCAGCAGACCCCACCACAGUCCAGUGGGCUAUGAAGAUCACAAAAGAUCCGGCUACCCUCCGCCCUCACACAGAGCCUCUCCACUGUCUGCAAGAGAAACCUCACAGCGUGCACAUGAAGGCUCUAGUAAGGCCCAGCAGCAGGAGAGAAAAGCCACUCCCACCCCUCGAGAGGUGAGCUCCACCAAGUCUCCACUGGCAGUUGGUGAGCACACUGCGUCUUUGGCUUACGAGAGGAUCCUGCAGGGGCUUGGAACUGAGAUGUUCCAUGGCCAGAUACCUCUAUCAUUUGACCCUGCAACUCUUCCCAGGGGAAUCCCGAUUGACCCAGCGUAUUACCUGCCCCGUCACCUGGCCCCUGCCCCUGGCUACCCUCACCACUACCCACCCUACCUGAUUAGAGGUUUCCCUGAAACAGCAGCCCUGGAGAACAGACAAACGCUCUUCAACGACUACAUUACCUCCCAGCAGAUGCACCAGUGGCCAGCCGCUGCCAUGGCUGCCCAGAGACCUGACCUGCUCAGAGGCCUAACGCCUCGAGAGCAGUCCCUUAACUUAGCCUACUCACCCACACCCAGAGGAACAUCUGCAUCUCCCAUGAAUCGUAUCACAUACAUCCCAGGAACCUCUCCAGCUUUCCCCAGCGGAGCCUACAACACCUCUCCCAUCUCACCAGUGGGAGCCUCUCACAUGAGCAAGAUCCAAGGCAGUUCGACAUCCUCAGAGAGAGAAAGAGAACGGGAGAGGGAGAGAGAGAGAGAAAGAGAGCGGGAUCGUGAGAGAGAGCGAGAGAGGGACAGGGAACGAGACCGAGAGAGAGAGCGUGAGAAAGAUCGGGACAGAGAAAGAGACAAGACCCUCGGUCAUGGUAACGUGGAACAUGCCCCUAUAUGGAGACCAGGAGCACCAGAACAGAUGGGUGGCAGCAGCAGCAGCAGUUCUCGUCCCCCAUCUCAUCCAUACAGUCACCAGUCGUCUCCGCUCUCCCCCCGUCCCCAGGACUGCCUGCAGCAGAGACCCAGUGUUCUGCACAACACCAGCUCAAAGAGCCUGCCCAAUUCUGAGCACAAUAGUCCCUCUGUGCUGCGGCCACCGGGCUCUGCUCGCUACCAGGGCUUUAGUGGGCACCUUCGGUCUGGUCUAGCCAAUGAGGGUUACCCAUCUGGUACAGACUCAAACGCUAAAGACUCGAGCAGAGAUGGGGGCAAGAGCCAUGGGCGUGGAGGUCUGCCCAAACAUCAGGACCUUUCAUUCUCUUCCAAGCCUGACCCCAAGCUGGCCAGCCCCGGUGCCGGUGGUUCAUACCCCUCUCCUUACAGCCAGGCCUCUGGUGCCCACCUUGGUCUGCCCACAAUUCGAGGGCACCCCUUGCUGGCUUCCGAAAGCAACAGCGGCAGCAGUUCCAUCCCGUCUCGUGGUGGGGAUGGCAUCAGCAGUGCGUCAAGUAGGGAAAAGUCUCAAAACAAAGUGAUGUCCAUACAGGAACACGAACUUCGAGCACUCGGUAAGACCACCAUGACAGCGGCCAACUUCAUAAACGCGAUAAUCAUGCAUCAAAUUUCUUGUGAUGCGGCGAUGCCAGAGACUGGUGCGCUCGCGACCAACGGCACCUGUGAUGCUCACCAAAAGGCACUAGAACAGCUGUACGGGUCUGAGGACAGACUUUCUCCAGGUCAGCAGCUGCCGUCUGCUGUCAAAGGCUCUCAGAGAGUGGUCACCCUCGCCCAGCACAUCAGUGAGGUGAUCACUAAAGACUACACACGACAGUCGCAGCAAGGCCAUAUAGGUGGUCAAUCAUCUCUACAGCCUGUGUUUGGGUAUCACAACUCCCCUGUGCUGGAUCUUACCCGUCCUUCCAGCGCCCCCCAAGCCCAGACCCCAACAGACCCCAACGCCCGCUACACCCCAGAAGGCACUGCUGCUGAGAGGGAGAGAGGGAGAGACAGGUCUCCUCCUCAGAGUAAGGCCUCUCCAGUGAGUCUGGCUGCCGAUGGGAUUGAACCUGUUUCACCACCAGGGGCCGUUUCAGAGCCGGAGAUGCCAGGAGCCGCCUACCCUAAUGAACAAGCAGAGCAGGGUAUGGGAUCUCGUUCUCCGGCCAGUAGCUCUCAACCACCAGCCUUCUUCAGUAAACUGACUGAGAGCAACUCCGCCAUUGUCAAGAGCAAGAAGGAAAUGAUUAAGAAGAUGGUGGUCGGCGCAGAGGCUGAAUUUAACCAGGGCCAACCUGGGACAGAAAUCUUUAAUAUGCCUGCCUCUACAAAUGCAGCACCCGUGAGCGUGCGCAGUCACCCAGCACCAGAGGCCAGUGGUAAUACUAUAGGUCUGGAGGCCAUCAUCAGGAAAGCCCUCAUGGGCAAGUAUGAUGAACAGAUGGAUGAUCGCUCACCGUCCAACUCUGUCAACUCGAUGAGUGUUGGUGUGCCAGCUGCUGUCGGGCCGCCAGCUUCAGCGGAUGGGCAUUCUGAAGACCCCUACUCCCUGCCAGUCAAAUCCAAAGGAGGGCACUCUAACGGUCGCAAGACUAAGUCUCCUGGUCUGUCUGGAGGAGAGAGACCUUCAUCUGUGUCCUCUGUACACUCUGAGGGAGACUGUAACCGUCACACCCCACUCAGCAACAGAGUGUGGGAGGACAGACCCUCAUCUACAGGCCCCACUCCAUUCCCCUGUAAUCCCCUGACCAUGCAGAUGCGUCUCCCCAGCGGGAUGAUGUCGGGACCCUCACCUUCCCCUACGCUGCAGGGCGCGUCUGCACCUCCACAGGGCCAGACUCAACCCCGCACCUGGGAGGAAGAACCCAAACCUCUGCUGUGCUCUCAAUACGAGACCCUGUCAGACAGCGAGUGAACACACACCUCACACCGCAUACACUAGGACUGAACGUUUGCUGCUUAUGAACAAAAACUUGUUACUGUAAACAGGGAUGUUCGUGAACACACACGUACUCAUGUCCAUACUGACAUACACUUACAGGAACACACACGCCAUCUGCGCUCGUGCCCUCUGAUACCUCUAAACAUAUUCAUACAUACAGAGACACACAUCCCAUAACCCACCCCAAGCCCACACACUCACGCCAUUAGUGGAAGUGCAUUAAAUGGCUGCAGACGCGUGUUGUGUCAGUGUGUUUGUGAAUGCGCACACAUGUAUUAGAGUGUGCAUCACUCCAGGACAACUUGUAGGAUGAAUCACUUUUUAGUUUUUUUUUUUAUAUGAAUAUAUAUAAAUACUUCUAUUUGUGUCGUCUUGCAGGCCUUAUCAGAGUUGACUCAUGGACUGAAUCUGUUUUGUUGACGCGUUUUGGAGCAUUCCUCAUUAGACUGCUCAGGACACACCUUUAUACUGUAAUACAACUGCAAAUAGUUUUUUUGUGUGUGUGUGGUGUAAUGCAAAGGCUGGAUGAAUCCUCUGCAGAAAUGAGCACCCACCCACACACACGCACGUACACGCCCUCAUGUGCAUCUGCAGUCCUUCAUGAUGUGUUGCCAAGAUGACCCUGUUAUUUUUUUUUUAUGGAUCUGAUGCUGUUGGGCCUUCCGAGUAUGUGUGUGAUGAAACAAGACCUUCAGAGAAGCACGUUAGCCAAUCCCUGCACUAAACUGUACUGGUUUUUAAGCAGAUUUCAUUUUAUCCUGUAACAUUCUGUCCUUACCUUGCUACUUCUGAGAGUUUACAUGGACGGCCAAAUCGUUGGUUUACAGGGUACACAUAAUGUUAAUUUGUUGACAUCAAACCUUCAUUUUUUACUUUAGUUUUGACAUUCAGAAGCAUCUCUAGCUGACCAAUAAUACAUUGUCUUUUCAGUCAUCUCUGUGAUAGUUGAUGGGAGAUGUUUUUAGUUUUAAACU
Sinocyclocheilus rhinocerous is the source of this 8744-nucleotide messenger RNA. RefSeq names its product nuclear receptor corepressor 2-like. Gene Ontology annotation, cellular component: chromatin. Gene Ontology annotation, biological process: negative regulation of transcription by RNA polymerase II. NCBI's taxonomy places the organism in Eukaryota, Metazoa, Chordata, Actinopteri, Cypriniformes, Cyprinidae. The record is from RefSeq and is a predicted model, not a curated record. Gene Ontology annotation, molecular function: transcription corepressor activity. The coding region runs from base 520 to 7743 and encodes 2407 amino acids. The transcript is spliced from 48 exons.